AUGGCUCUAAAUGUUGCUUUGGCCCCAUUGACUGCUUGGACGCCAACUACAACUGCAACUUCAACAACACUUACUUCAAUACCAGCAACAGCCGCUUCUGCUUUACAGUCACUGUUAUCAGGUGCAAUUCACACACUCACAUUAAAAGGUUCAGAAAUACCUAGAAAAGAAUAUGUUACUGUAUCAAGAGUAAUUAGAGGUGCUCAAGCUUCUUUAAGUAUAUUGGGUGCUGAGCAAAUGAUUGCAACUGCAACUGAUGAUGCUUCAAAAGCUAGUGCAACUCAACUUAUAUGGGAUCUGACUGAAAAUUUAUUGUCUUUAUUUUGGGAAGAGAACGUUUAUGGAAUUCAAUAUUUAAAUAGACCUGGUCAUAUUAUUUUCUUAUCCUUAUUUAGUCUUGCAUUUUUGUACUAUUUAUUUAUGGCCUACAAAUCAAAAUAUUGGUGGUUUAAUGCUGCCUUUUUGUCUGGAACAUUAUUUGAAGUAUUAGGCUACCUAGGUAAAGUCUUAAGUUUCACUGAUAUGAAAAACUUCAACUAUUACUUGUUGCAAUUGAUAGUAAUCACUUUAGCUCCUGCUCUUUAUCAGGGAGGAAUCUAUUAUACUUUUGCAUGUGACUCAAUAGCUUUAAUAGUUCAAUCAGCUGGAGGUGGUUUAGCUGCUACUUCUUUUCUAGAAAUCACAAACAUGCAUCCAGGAACUUUUACAAUGGUUGGAGGAAUUGCAUUUCAAGUUUUGUCAAUGUCAGCUUAUUUAAUUUUAUGGUUUAUGUUCCUUUGGCAAACAUAUUUCAAAAACACUGAGAGAUUGGGUGAACAAAGAUGGAAACCAUCAAUAAUAAAUUUUUUCAAAUUGUUCUUCAACACUUCAGAAGCUCAAAAAUACAAAGUUACCUAUUUAGACAGUAAUUACGAUCAGAAAUAUAAAGCUGUCAGAAGUACAAAGAUAUAUGGUUAUUUCCCAUUAGCAAUAACAACUGCAGUUUUUGCAAUAUAUAUUAGAUGUAUUUAUCGUGUUAUUGAAUUAUCACAAGGUUUUAGAGGUUACUUCAUUACACGAGACGCUUAUGUCUUGACACUUGAUGCGGCAAUGUGUUUCAUAGCCUGUGCUAUUUUUAUGCCAUUUAAUCCAUAUUUCGCAAUGGGAUCAGAUUAUACAAUUAAAUUCAAAACUCUUAUGGUUAAUGAUGAAGAGAAACAUUAUUCAAAUCAAGAUAUUUAUAUUGAUGAUUUAUCAAGUGAUGCUGAUAAAUCAGACAGUUUGGAAAAAUCUGCUGGAGUUAUUCAUCAAACUGUUGAAAUUGACAGUUUGACUGAACAAAGUGUUAAGAAUUAG
This is a messenger RNA of Lodderomyces jiufengensis, 1335 nucleotides long. Its product is annotated as RTA1 domain-containing protein. Lineage: Eukaryota; Fungi; Ascomycota; Pichiomycetes; Serinales; Debaryomycetaceae. The record is from RefSeq and is a predicted model, not a curated record. The coding region runs from base 1 to 1335 and encodes 444 amino acids. The transcript is spliced from 2 exons. Gene Ontology annotation, cellular component: plasma membrane; fungal-type vacuole.